UUAAAUGCAGCUCCAGGAGGCUGUGUGAUACCCACCAGCAUCACUCACACUGUGACUUUGGGUUUGUAACCAUGGUCUCCAGCUUGAUCUUUCUACUUCUCUGUGGAAACAUUGCCCUAAACCUGGGAAAUGCACAGAAAUUGCCAAAAGGUAAAAGGCCAAACCUGAAAGUCUAUAUCAAUACCACAGGUGACUCCAUUCUCAUGAAGUUUCUUCGUCCAGAUCCAAAUACGAAAUUAGAAGGUUUUCUCUUGGGAUAUGGCAGCAAUUCACAUUCCAACCAAUACUUCCCAUUACCUGCAGAAGGAAAGUCAUCUCAGGCUGAAGUUGAUGCAGAGCCUAAAUAUUUGAUAGUUGUGCGACCUGUACCUCCUCCAAGCCAAAAGAAAAAAUGUUCAGGUAAAUCUCGUACUCGGCAACCUCUCCAAAUGGUAGUAGGCACUUUGUCACCAAGCUCAGUCUUUCUGUCUUGGGGUUUUCUCAUCAACCCGCAGUAUGAUUGGACCUUACCAAGUCAGUGUCCUAAUGACAGGUAA
Molecule: messenger RNA, 536 nt
Organism: Antechinus flavipes (yellow-footed antechinus)
Lineage: Eukaryota; Metazoa; Chordata; Mammalia; Dasyuromorphia; Dasyuridae
Product: target of Nesh-SH3-like
Exons: 4
Coding region: 72-536 (154 amino acids)
Biological process (GO): positive regulation of cell-substrate adhesion; extracellular matrix organization
Source: RefSeq, a predicted model, not a curated record